Molecule: messenger RNA, 2483 nt
Organism: Rhododendron vialii
Lineage: Eukaryota; Viridiplantae; Streptophyta; Magnoliopsida; Ericales; Ericaceae
Exons: 2
Coding region: 463-2259 (598 amino acids)
Biological process (GO): positive regulation of DNA-templated transcription; response to stress
Cellular component (GO): nucleus
Molecular function (GO): transcription cis-regulatory region binding; DNA-binding transcription factor activity
Source: RefSeq, a predicted model, not a curated record
GAGGAAAAGGCAAAAGAUCUAUCUUCUUGGCCACCACUCAAACGCCAGGUUGGCGCACCAAUUGCAUUAUCCCACGUGUCAGAAUAAAUGCGUCACGUCAGCGCGUACAUCCGUUUCCCCGAAAUCAAGAAAGCUGUUACUCCAAAAUACGGCUCGCAAAACAAAAUGCCUUUUUAAAACCUUUCAUACUCCAAUUCAAAUACGUUUACUUAGCCCCCAAGUGUAUACGAAGAUUAGAACAAGCACCCGGCCCGUACUGUAUAAAUACAAAAUCCGUACACAAAAACGAGAGAGAGAGAGAGAUUUCAAGAAUUCACCAAAUCAUUGUGCGCAAAGAUAUCCAUCCAAGAGUUCUGUAUAGGAGAAGGAAACUUGGAGGACAAGGAUUUUGAAAGUCGAAAAGUAUUUGAAAAGGACAGAGGGAGAGGGAGAGGGAGAGAGAAAGCAAGACCAAUAUCCCUUAUGAAGCGAAUGUCGUCUCAAAACGUUGAAAGGAAAUUGCGAAAGAGGGGCGAUGGAGGUGAAAUGAUAAAGGAGACUCUGCUCAAGUGGCAAAACUAUCACAACCACCGAUUUGAUUGCAGCGACGAUGGAGCAAAAAAUAGAAUAAGAAGGGCCCCAUCGAAGGGAUCGAGAAAGGGUUGUAUGAGAGGGAAAGGAGGGCCUCAGAAUUCUGGCUGCGCAUACAGAGGAGUUAGACAGAGGACUUGGGGUAAGUGGGUUGCUGAGAUUCGAGAACCAAAUAUCCCUGCUUCAAACACCCAGAAAAAGACGGGAGAAAGACUUUGGCUUGGCACUUUUUCUACGGCUGUCGAGGCUGCUCGUUCUUAUGACAAGGCUGCUACAAUUAUGUACGGUCCUGAUGCAAUUCUGAACUUUCCUGGCUGCUAUACCGAUUCGAUGAACUUGUCUAACAAGUCGUAUUCAAUUACUACACGUUCUGUAUCCACACCCGAGUCUAGGUCAAUAUCAGGCGACUGUGAGGAGGUCGCCAAGGAAUUGAAUACUAUGAGUCACGUAUCCACACCCGAGUCCAGGUCAAUAUCAGGCUACAUCGCAGUCGCCAAGGAAUUGAAGGAGAACGAAUGCUGGAGGGAUGAGGACAUGACGAUUAAUCAGAGUGAGCUAUGUAGAGAUAUUCAUGAGGUACUGACUCCCGGAAUAAGAGAAGUGCCGAAAGACAAUAAUUUAGAAGCUACGGAUUCAAAUACUCUUUACAAUGACAUAGAAGAACCCGAUUACAUGCAAAAUUUGGAAGACAAAACAAAAACAACUGAUUAUGAAAGUUCAGGAGGCGGUGGUGUAUGUGAACACAGAAAAGAUGGGAAUUGGGAUUCAGGUCAAUUGAUUAUGAUCCAAGCAACUGAUUUUGAGAGUUCAGGAGGCCCCGGGGUAUGUGGACACAGAGAAGAUGGGAUUCGCGAUUCCGGUCAAUUGAUUAAUGGAGAAAAUUUGCAAUGUGAUAGGACAUCCGACCAGAUUUGCCAGUUGCAGAACCAAGAGCAUAAUAGUUUCCAGAAUCUGUUGAAAGAUGAAUCGUUGGACAUUGAACCUUUUAGCGCUUUUGGUGUUCAGGAGUAUGCAUUUAGACAAGAUGGAGACAAUGGAAAUGACCAAUUGUGGCCCUCUUAUGACCCUUUGCAAUACCAAGAUCAACUUGCUUACAUAGAAAAGAUUUUAAUGGAUGCGGAUUUUGACAUCCAGUCUCAGUUGGAGAAUGCCAAGGCAUGUGAAGUUGUCCAGAAAUUGUUAACAGCAGAAAUAUGCGACACUGAACCUUUGCAGAUAGAUAGCACCGAUGAUGGACCUAAACUGAGACAAGAAUUCUUCGAUGAAAGCUGUGGAACACCAUAUGAUCUGUCUGACCAGAUUCAAAACCUGGAAAUGCAAAAAUAUACGGGUAAUAACUUUAAUGGUUUAACCAAUGAAACGUGUGAUGUGAAGCCUUCUGGAGAUUCUGCUUCUGAUAUUCAUAUCCCUAAACUGCAACAAGAAGGUUUUGGAAACGAAACGACUUCAGAAAGUAUGGAGGGCAAUGAUUCCUUUUUUGAUGUGAAGCCUUCUGGAGAUUCUGCUUCUGAUAUCCCUAAAUUGCAACAAGAAGGUUUUGGAAACAAAACGACUUCAGAAAGUAUGGAGGGCAAUGACUUCUUUUUUGGCUUUUCAAAUGACGAAGAUUAUGGUUCCCUGAAUUCCUUGAUUCUGGAAGAAAUUGAUGAUGACAGUACGAUGACGGAUGGAGGACCUGAAGUGGAUUAAUUUGACGGAAGACUAGGAGACUAUAAUAGUUCAAUUAGAAGACAGAGAUCAAGAUGCAAUAUGAUUUUUGAACAGUCAAGAUGCAAUAGGUUGGAAACAUCAUAUAGAUCUACACUUGUAAAUAGACUUAAUGAGUUUUUUUUUUGCAAGUUGUUGUGAUUACUCAGUUAUGAUUCUGUCUGGUGACUAAAUACCUCAUUUAGUCAGUCGUCUUUUGAAAGAAA